Sturnus vulgaris (Common starling) is the source of this 3275-nucleotide messenger RNA. Lineage: Eukaryota; Metazoa; Chordata; Aves; Passeriformes; Sturnidae. The record is from RefSeq and is a predicted model, not a curated record.
CUUUAAGCAACCUGGUCUGGUGGAAGGUGUUGCCCAUGGCAGGCAGAUCAAACUAUAUGAUCUUUAAAGCCACUUCCAAGUGAGACUGUUCUAUGAUUACAUGAACUGUUUCCCUUGUGCAUGCAUAUUGUUUGUACAAUGAAGGGUCUGUAAGGGUUUUUACUGAGGUAUUUCUAUGUUUUUUUUCUCUCUUAGAGCCCAUCUUGAUCUGCAAAGCCACAUUGCUCAAUGCUUGGAAAUUUUUUUUAAAUUACAGUGGACUGAAGGAUAUUGCAUAAUACUGCAGGCUUACAGCUCUGUGGUUGGAUACAGCUUCCAUUUCUACCCUGCUAUGGUGCUGCUUAGCACACACCUAGAGAAUAUAUUCACAAUUGUGGGCAGAUCCAUUCCCGAUGUCUGUGCAACUUGCCACAUUCAUGCAACAUGUCAGCAAAGUGGAGGAAAAAGUGUUUGUAUCUGUAAUUAUGGAUUUGUAGGCAAUGGAAGAACUCAUUGUCAAGAUAAAGAUGAGUGCCAGAUUGGAGCCAGCAAGAUCUGUGGAAAUCAUACUCUGUGUCACAAUACACAUGGAAGUUUUUACUGUGUUUGCCUUGAUGGAUACCGAGCCUCCAACAACAACAAGACAUUUAUUCCCAAUGAUGGCACGAACUGUACAGAUAUAGAUGAAUGUGAGGAGUCUGGGUUGUGUGGUCACAAUGCAAGAUGUGUGAAUACUGAAGGAAGCUACAUGUGUUACUGCAAUGAUGGCUAUAAAUUAGAAACUGGAGAACAUUCUUUUCAUCAAGAUGGAAACACAGUUUCGUGCAAAGAAAUCGGAUGUGGCUCCCCUCCUGAAAUGAAGCAUGGCUACAUUGUGGGGAACUACAGCAUGCUACCAGGAAGUGCAGUUCAUUAUGAGUGUCAAGAAGGGUUUUACAGCAAUGAAGGAAAGUUCUCAUACUGCACUGCAAAUGAAACUUGGGAACCUCCUACUUUAAGCUGUAAAGGUGUGGACUGUGGGGUUCCACCCUCUGUUUUGAAUGCACAUCCAACAUCUGUGAGCGGGACCACCUACAGAAGUGAGGUUACGUACGACUGUGCUCGUGGUUACCUGAUGGCAGGCGGCAAUCGCACUGCAGUCUGCAAUGCCAGAGGACACUGGGAUGGCCCUGAUUUGGUGUGCAAAGAAAUAGACUGUGGCAAACCUUUGCUCAUUCCACAUACGACAAUGACCUGGGACAACUCCACCACUCUGUGGAGCAGAGUGUACUAUCACUGUAAAGAAGGAUAUUAUUUCAAUGGAGACAGGAAUUUUUCAGAAUGCACAAUAGAUCAGUCAUGGGAGAAUAUUACAUAUGUAUGCAAAGAGGAGGAAUUACUUAGUAAUUUGUCCAUAUUCAAUGAAACAUGUGUGAGGUGGCAAAGGAAAACUGGAAGACUGGGAGUGCAGGAAACGUACACAGUCAAAACUGUUUUUUAUGUAGCCAGUGGUAACUGGCAAGCUGUGGAUCUCUGGCAUAAUGUGCUCUGUGCACGCGCUUUUCCUGAAUCCAGCCAUCUGGAAGACGCUCUAAAAUAUCCAGCGAAGUUUCAUAUACUGGGCCAAAGAUUGGAUGAGAAGAUAUUCUCAGAAGAUGUGAUAUUUAACAUCAGUACAAGUGAAGAUAAUCCAAGGGUGUGUUUAGAUCUGAACUCUGGAAGUAACUACAUGGUGAAUAUAACUACCAUUUCUUCCACAAACAUCACUGUCUCAGUUACACUAGCAAUUCAAACAAAGGUAAAGGAAGCUUUCAAUAAUGUAUUAAUUUUUAAUGAUACUUGCUUGAAAUGGAGGAGAAAUGUCAGGGGAACUGACAUGGAAGACAGAUACUCAUUUCAUAUCCAAGGCCAGCGUUGGUACCAGAAGAACUUCUUUCAUGAAAUGACCUUUGAACUUUCCACGCACAAGCAAGCUCCUGAAGUUUGUUUAGAUUUGCAACCAGGCACCAAUUACUCUAUUAAUAUUUCCAUGGUAGCUUUGAAUUUUUCACUGCUUGUUUCUAUGACAACACAAAUUUCAGAUCCCCCUUUCCCAGAAGUAGAAUUUGUUGCAGUUAAAGGUUCUGCACCUUUGCUCAGACUCCGGAAAGCAGAAGAUCAAAAUGGACCGAUCAGUUUUUAUCAAGUGAUUGUGCUUCCUCUGGAUUUGCAAAGCACUUUUAUUUGUGACUCCUUUGCUGCUACAACUUUCUUUAGUAACACCACUGACAUUAAAGGAUAUGUGGCAGCUGAAUUUCGUGCGAAGGAUGUUGCUGAUAAUAUGUCAAUUACUCUUGGAGACAGACAUUAUUAUGGAAAGUUUUAUAAUGCUCCUUUAAAGCUGGGAGAAGAGUACUGUGUUUUUUUGAAAAUAAUAAGUGAGUGGAAUAAGGUAAGAACACAGUCCUGUGCUGUUUGGGCACAAAUUAAAAAUUUAUCACCCCCUCUACAAUACAUGACUGCUGUUGGAUUAGGGUCGGUGGCUGCUGUCUGCCUUAUAUUGUUCCUGUCGUUCUCUGUGGCACGCUCUUGUCUCCACAGCUCAGUGCAUCCCCCACCUGCUGCUGUAGCCUGUGAGGCUCUACAUUUAUCUACUACAGUAGACAUGGCACAAGCAGGGAUUGCAUCAUCAUUCCUAGAGACUGAAAGUGUCUCUCCUCUCUGAUGGUUUAUUCUCUGAAGUCAGCAUGGGAAAAACGUGCUCUUCUUUCAAAGCUAGCAUGUGCCGGCUAUCUGCAUGUCACAUAUGUACUACAGCAUGAGCAGUUUAAAUGUGUUUGUCAGGAUGUUUAUUCUCUUGCCUUAAUCCAGAUGAUGUGGUGUGUAAAGGAGAACCUUCUCUCACAAGCAGGUUAUCAUGCAUCCCAUGUGUUGCUCACAGGCUUUCAGCUAUUCCAGCUGCAUAAGUGCCUGAUAAUGAGUGCUUGUAUUGUACUUGAUUACAUGAAUAAUCCUGUGAUCCAGUUAAGACUGUUUGAGGAUUAACUGCUACUUUAGAUACCUAUGCACACAUAAACUGGCCUAUUAGGAACGAAAAUACAGACCUACACUUAUGCGAGACAGAGUGGCUAUUGUAUGUCCAAUUAUGAAGGUAGAAUGCUUCUGUCAGUCACUUACAAGUUAUGAUACAUCAGUAACAAGUUACACUUGUUAGCCAUGGAGUUGCCACAUUCAAGUAGUGUCAGCAACUGAUGUGUCCCAGAGAUACUGCAGUCAUUGCUCAUAGCAAUUAGCAGUAAUUGCAAAUAAUGUAACAAUCUAUAAAACUGCAGUUUGCU